Messenger RNA from Stereum hirsutum FP-91666 SS1, 1905 nucleotides. RefSeq lists its product as uncharacterized. Bases 1 to 1905 code for a protein of 634 amino acids. The transcript has 2 exons. NCBI's taxonomy places the organism in Eukaryota, Fungi, Basidiomycota, Agaricomycetes, Russulales, Stereaceae. The record is from RefSeq and is a predicted model, not a curated record.
AUGCCUAGAUACUCGCGAACAGAUGAACUCAGUGGCCCCAUCGCGGAGACCGGUGCGCUCAUUGCCAGAGAUAACUAUGUGGGGCCGGUUCGUUGCCUUCCUGUAGAGAUUUUGUCUAGAUGCUUCCACUUCCUGGCCGCCGCGGACCCUCCUGUCUACACCAUCUAUACUGGAGGGAGCGUGUUUCAACCGACAGAGAUUGCGCUCGGAUGGAUUAAGGUCACCCAUGUAUGUCGUCUCUGGAGGCAAGCUGGCAUCGGGGACGCCAUUCUCUGGCGAAAUCUCUCAUAUUUUGCAAUGAGGCGCAUCUGCUUCGAGACGAUACUCCAACGAACCAAGGCCGUCCCGCUUUCGAUCACUUACAGGCGACCGACCCUACCAUUUGCAGAACCCCAUUCUUUAAGCAGACUGUUUGACGUCGAUCGCCAGCGAAUCCGUUCGCUGCACAUUUAUGCAAGCUCAACGAAACGGCUGGUCGAUACGCUCCGGGAUCCGUUUCCGAGCCUCGAGUCACUUUUUGUGUCCUUUUCUGCUGUGAACGAGAGCGAUGAGGGGUUCGAUGGGAACGAAGUCGAUGGGAUUGACACGGACGAUGACCUGGACCAAUAUAGGAACGAUCUAGAAGACUUACCUGCUACCUACCCAGGCUUAUCAUCGCCAGUCUCCUGCAUCAAGACCUUGACCCUCGUCGGGUUUCCCUUCCCAAAAACACCGUUUCGCUUCGCUCCUCAGCUCACGAGUUUGGUUAUCUCGCUUCCGGUUCGAUAUAACAGCCACUUUGUCCACUGGUCCGCUCUCUAUCCCAGCAUGGAGGAGUUCGUCGAGGUGCUAAAGGGCACACCCACUUUGACCACUAUCGAUUUUCGCCACUGCACGCCACAAGACUUUGUCCACGCUCCGCCCGAGACCGUGCCACGAGAAAUCUGUCUUCCUAAUCUCAGGAACGUGACGUUGAUAGCCACCCGUGAUGGCUUGAACUCCAUGUUGUCGUUCAUCAAAGUUCCUAAUGCUAGGCUACGGGUGGGACUCUAUGGGCUUCCUGACGACGUCGAAGAACACCUUUCCGCUAUCUUCGCCGCCAUAAAAUAUUCCGCUUGCCGUGAUAUUACGGCUUUACGUUCACUCGACAUCUACAUCGAGAUGUACAAGCAGCGCCCGCGCGUCGUUGUCUCCAGCUCACCUGUUGUCUCGUGGAAUCUGAGCCAUGACCCAGACGAACUCUUCGCUGACCACCAAACCGGCACGACAGGCUUCGAUAUCGACAAGCGCGAACCGGAGUUCGCUUUCGGCUUCCAGCUGGCAGGUACCAGCGCAGUGCCUCUACUCACGACCGUCAUAAACGUUAUGAAAGCCUUCGACCACACCGCCGUCGAACAUCUCUCGAUUCGACACUCGAAACAGUGCGAUACUAGGUCUGAUUUGCGAAGUAUCAGGCAAUUUUGGUUCUACCUGAUAAGGGGCAUGAUCAACCUUCGUCACCUGUCCAUCCAACACUUCGUGUUGGAUUCCCGGAUCCUGCAGAUGCUUUUGCUUCGGUGUGCUGACUGGGAGAGACAGAUGCUCGGCGUCCAGUCUAGUCCGAGAAUGAUCGAAGAUGGUGAUGCCUCGAAAUUGCAUCUCCCCAAGCUCUCUACCUUGGAGUUCGUCGACGUAGAGCUGAUGGCGGAGGUGGCGGAACUGACGAGGAUACUGGAGCUGCGUAGAAAUCUCGCCGACGAGGAGGCUGGUGCGAAUGGUGUGUUGCAGAAGAUGGCGCUCAGGGAGUGCAGUCUUCCCUGGACUAAAGAUUUGCGUGGUCUGAAUCAAUUGCGCGGACUGGUUGUUGAGGUGGUUUUAGGGAACGUAAAGAAGGAGCCCUUAUGGGCGAGAGAACUACUUUGUGACCCCCAAUUCCGCAGAUGGUGA